AUGGCCGCUGGAGAUUUUUUGAAGCAGACGAAUGCUGUGAACAGUGGUGUAGGUUUAAAAUUAAUGCAGAAGAUGGGUUGGACACCUGGUGAAGGUCUUGGGAAAGGGAGAGAUGGUCCUCUUGAGCCUCUAGUUUUGGACAUCAAAUCUGACAGAAAAGGAAAACAUCCGGUAUCUAUUCUUAUGGAGCUUUGCUCGAAAAAACGAUGGAAUGCCCCACAGUUCACAUGUUUGGAGAGUGGACCAUCGAAUAACCGUAGAUUUCUGUGGAAGGCUGUUGUUAAUGGUGUUGAAUAUCAACCGUCUAUUCCAUCAACCAAUAAAAAGACUGGGAAAGCUCAGACAUGUCAGGUGGUUCUGCAAUCUUUGGGUUUGAUUCCACGCGACCCGUCAUUACCAGUUGUUCUGUGA
Messenger RNA from Acanthocheilonema viteae, 411 nucleotides. The record is from the annotation of a GenBank genome assembly. NCBI's taxonomy places the organism in Eukaryota, Metazoa, Nematoda, Chromadorea, Rhabditida, Onchocercidae.